AAAGUGUACAUCUCUUUCUUCCUUUAGAGGCGCACACAAGCAAACAUAAAAGAGAGAGUCCAAAAAGACGCGAAAUUCUCUGAAACUAUCAGUUGGCAAACAACUAUGUCGUGCUUAGCUUGUUGCUGUGCGUCGGCGACUUGUGGGUUGUGCUCGUCGGUGGCUUCAGGGAUUUCGAGGAAAUCGGCGAGGAUCGCUUACUGUGGUCUCUUCGGUGCCUCCCUUGUCGUCUCUUGGAUCCUUCGCGAGACCGGUGCUCCGCUCCUCGAGAAAUUCCCCUGGAUAAACACUUCCGAUACAUAUACAAAAGAAUGGUAUCAGCAGCAAGCUGUUCUUCGCGUGAGCUUUGGGAAUUUUCUCUUCUUUGCGAUAUAUGCUUUGAUCAUGGUUGGUGUCAAGGAUCAGAACGACAGGCGUGACUCGUGGCACCAUGGCGGAUGGCCUGUUAAGAUGAUUGUCUGGUUUUUGCUUGUUGUCCUCAUGUUUUUUGUUCCAAAUGUUGUCGUCUCAAUCUAUGGAAUUUUAUCAAAAUUUGGUGCUGGAGCAUUUCUGUUGGUUCAAGUGGUCUUGUUGUUAGAUGCUACACAUAACUGGAAUGAUUCUUGGGUCGAGAAGGAUGAAAGGAAGUGGUUCGUCGCUCUGCUUGUCAUAUCUGUUGUGUGUUACGUUGCCACAUACGCCUUCUCAGGAAUCCUGUUCAUGUGGUUCAACCCACCUGGUCAUGAUUGUGGACUAAAUGUUUUCUUUAUCGUCAUGACGAUGAUCCUUGCCUUUGUUUUUGCCAUUGUUGCCUUACAUCCCGCGGUGAAUGGCAGCCUUUUACCGGCAUCGGUUAUAUCGGUUUACUGUGCGUAUGUCUGUUACACGGGUCUCUCUAGCGAACCACAUGACUACGUGUGCAAUGGACUUAACAGAUCCAAGGCAGUGACCGCUAGUACUCUAAUACUCGGAAUGCUCACUACAGUUCUCUCGGUUCUCUACUCCGCACUCCGAGCUGGCUCUUCCACCACAUUCCUCUCACCACCAUCUUCUCCCAGAUCAGAGGCAUUGUUAGAAGACCCAGAGGAUGGGAAGAAGAAGAGUGGUGGAGGCGAGGCAAGGCCUGUGAGUUACUCGUACUCUUUCUUCCAUAUAAUCUUUGCGCUAGCGAGCAUGUACGCGGCAAUGCUUCUCUCGGGAUGGACUGACUCAUCAGAGAGUGCGUCUCUAAUCGAUGUGGGAUGGACCUCGGUUUGGGUCAAACUAUGCACCGGUUGGGUCACGGCUGCACUCUACAUCUGGACACUCAUCGCACCACUUAUCCUUCCGGAUCGCGAGUUCUACUAAUGGGGCAUAUCGGUAUUAUAGUCUGCUGAAUGUAUGUAUAUGUUUAUGUUUAGCCACCUUAAAGGUGGGUAUGGUCUUGUAAUGGUUAUGGAUGUAGCUCUUGUUAAUGUUCUAGACUUGUAAUUAAAACCUGAACUAAAAAAACCUUGAAUGUUAGAAGUAUUCUGUUGUGUUGUGGCAAUAAUUAUAAUUAAGUUUCACUUAUGGUU
Eutrema salsugineum is the source of this 1535-nucleotide messenger RNA. RefSeq names its product serine incorporator 3. The transcript has 5 exons. NCBI's taxonomy places the organism in Eukaryota, Viridiplantae, Streptophyta, Magnoliopsida, Brassicales, Brassicaceae. The record is from RefSeq and is a predicted model, not a curated record. Gene Ontology annotation, cellular component: membrane. The coding region runs from base 106 to 1326 and encodes 406 amino acids.